Schizophyllum commune H4-8 is the source of this 2190-nucleotide messenger RNA. Its product is annotated as glycoside hydrolase family 47 protein. The transcript has 12 exons. Gene Ontology annotation, cellular component: membrane; endoplasmic reticulum. The coding region runs from base 54 to 1946 and encodes 630 amino acids. Gene Ontology annotation, molecular function: calcium ion binding; mannosyl-oligosaccharide 1,2-alpha-mannosidase activity. Lineage: Eukaryota; Fungi; Basidiomycota; Agaricomycetes; Agaricales; Schizophyllaceae. Gene Ontology annotation, biological process: carbohydrate metabolic process; N-glycan processing. The record is from RefSeq and is a predicted model, not a curated record.
CUUAGAUUCCACCAGCUUGCCAUAGAAAGCAGCCCAUGCAAGCUGACACCGACAUGUACCGCCAUCAGAUCCACAGGACAUGGCUCGCGCUGCGCCAUCGCCCACAGCUGCGGAACUGGGUCUACGGCUCCGUCUUGCUGUCCUCGCUAUACCUUCUCUAUCAGUUCAUUACCCCCGCUGGCGUGCGACAGUCAUCCGUUGUUGAAGUCCAUGUCGAACCCGAGAUCCUGCCGCAGUCCGUCUGGGACAACCGCGCCGAACGGGUGAAGAAGGCGUUCCGUCAUGCAUACCAUGGCUGGGAGCAGUACGCCGCCCCGCACGACGAGUUGAAACCGAUCUCGAAUACCUACAUAGACAACUUCAAUGGCUGGGGCGUCACCGUGUUCGAUGGCCUCGACACCAUGAUCCUCAUGGGUCUCGAUCACGAGUACAAGCGCGCGCUCAAGCAUGUAGAGGACAUCGAAUUCAACAUGGAAGAGGGCCGCUUCGCACCGUACUUCGAGACCGUCAUUCGCUACCUGGGCGGCAUGCUCUCCGCGUACGCCAUCUCACCCAAUAAGGAACCAAUAUUGCUGCGGAAGGCCGAUGAGCUGGCGCGCAAGCUGGAUCCGGUCUUCAACACGCUGAGCGGCCUACCGUACUAUGGCGUGAAUCCCCAGACAGGUGCGACGCAAGGCCCUGACAUCGGUAUCCUCGCCGAGAUCGCCAGCUUGCAGCUCGAGUACACCUACCUCGCGAAGGCGACUGGUAAGAAGGAGUAUUUUGAUAGAGCGCAGAACGUCAUCAACAUCAUCAACCGCGCCAACUACGACGAGACGGGUGGUAUGAUGCCUAUAGGGUGGAAUACUACAGACGGGACGCCGCAUGAUCAAAGCGUAUCAGCGGGCGCCCAGGCAGACAGCGCGCACGAGUACCUAUUGAAGCAAUAUCUCUUGACCGCAAAGCGAGAUCAGGAGAGCUUGCAACUCUACAUCCGCACCGCCACGCACAUCAUUACCGAGCUCAUGUACAUCUCGCCCACCCGGCACCUCCUAUACGUGACCGACAAGAUGCCGUCGCGCACGAGCCACGACGCGCAGGUCUCCCACCGCUUCGAACACCUCUCGUGCUUCCUUCCCGGUCUUCUGGCGCUCGGCGUCGACCAACUCCCGCUGGAUGACGUCGAUUUCGCGGACGCGUUUGACAGAGACCACCCCACCCAACGCGCCGAAUGGGAAAAGCUGCGCGGCUUCUCCCUCCGCGACGUCCACCUCUGGGCCGCCGAGGGCCUCGCGCAGACCUGCUGGCUUACCUACGCAGACAUGCCCACCGGCCUCGGCCCCGACGAGAUGAUCUUCUACACCUCCAUGCCCGAGGAGGGCGCUGGAAUCGGCGGCGGGUGGUUCGCGCCCAAGACCGCUGGAGGAGGUGGCACCGAAAGUAACCGACCCAAGACGCAAACCUUCGGCGGCACGCUCUGGAUCGACGCGCUGCGGUCGUGGAAGAGGGCGGGCGCGCGGGGCGUGCCGCCGGGGGUGGGGGAUAAGGCGCCGGUGGUGUAUUCGCAGGAGGAUAGGGUGCGAGGCGCGUAUGGGAGGGACUACGCGCUGAAGAAGAAUGAGUAUUUGUUGAGGCCGGAGACACUCGAAUCCCUCUACCUCCUGUGGAAGAUCACGGGCGAGCCGCGGUGGCGCGAGCGCGCGUGGAAGAUCUUCGAGUCCAUCGAGAUCCACACGAAGACGACGUCGGGGUAUGCGAGCCUGCGCUCCGUGGAGUCGACCCCGGGGGUGAAGCAGGAUGAUAUGCCCAGCUACUUCUUCGCAGAGACGCUGAAGUACCUCUACCUGACUUUCAUUGGCGACACGCCGCUCCCGCUCGACAAGUGGGUGUUGAACACGGAGGCGCAUCCCUUCCCCGUGAUCGAGUGGACGCCGGAGGAGAGGGCGCGCUUCGGAGUGGGGUACUGAUGAGGCGAGAUCGGGGCGCGGCGAUGGGUGAUUGGGGAUGCGAUUGAGACGUAGAGAGAAGCGAUGAGGGGGAUGAUUAGGGACGCGGCACGAGAAAUUUGAGACGCAGCGAGGGAAGUUCGUCGAGUGUAGAAGGCAGCCGUCGAGCGUAGAAGCAGCCACCGUGCUGCGCAAGAAGCAGGCCUCUGCGCAGGACGAUAUAUCAUCUAUCUAUCAAUAUUAUUCGCUUAUUAUUGCCAUCGGA